This is a messenger RNA of Paramecium primaurelia, 397 nucleotides long. NCBI's taxonomy places the organism in Eukaryota, Ciliophora, Oligohymenophorea, Peniculida, Parameciidae. The record is from the annotation of a GenBank genome assembly.
AUGGACCCUUAAUUAAAUGCAUAAUAUGAUUUAAAAAGAAAAGACUUACAUGAUUUUAUGUAAGAGUGUUGUUAAUAUUGUAUUUCAGAGUAUAAAAGAGGUCAAGAGGAUGUUAUUAAACUCAUGUUGAAAUAUGCAUAACAAGUAUGAAAAUUAUUUAAAAAAAUAGGAAAAUAAUGCCGAUUUAAGAAAAAUUAACACGGGUGAUUUACUCAAUUAUUUAAUUGAGAGAAGAGAUUAAUUAAUGUCUAAUGGUAAUUAUCCACAAUAAAUGGAGAAUUUACCUACUCAUAAUGCUAGCAAAAGAACUUUAAUUUAAACAUCAUAAAAUGAACCUCAAAAGUUUAUAGUCAUUAAUCAUGAAAGGUUGUAACGAAUAUUUGAAGAAUUAAAUUGA